UGGGCUUGCAGCCCUGAUCCGACCCACAGCGCAAUGAGCCUCUCCCGUUGUCUACGACUGUCGUCCAGCUUUGCCCAGUCUGUCUCUCCAAGUCGACACAUUGCGGUAACUCGUCACUUUGCCACCACUCAAGUGUGGGCCCAAGCUCAACAGCCUCGGUCUAAUGCUCCUUUGUACCUUCGUCGGACCUUUCUCAUCUUCAAAUGGUCCGCUUAUCUAGUCGCUUCGACGGCUGUAGGUCUCCUGACCACCGGUGCCGUCAUUCUUGGCCAUGACGCUCUCACAUAUUCAAGCAAACAUGUGGACCGAGUGCCUGUCAGUCCACUUGCUCUCCGUCCCGAAACAGGCGGCCCAAAGAACCUUCCUAUUGCAAGUAUUCUAGUGGACGACGAGGAAGAUGAAGAAAACAAGAAAAUUGCCCUGAAACCACGGCUUGUGAUAGUUGGGGGCGGCUGGGGCGCGAUGUCGCUGCUCAAGACACUUCACCCAGGCGAUUAUCAUGUAACAGUAAUCGCACCUGACACUUUCACCUGGUUCACACCGUUGUUACCAUCUGCUGCUGUUGGCACAGUUCAAGUUCGUUCCUUGAUUGAGCCGAUCCGGAAAAUUGUUGCCCGAGUUCAUGGUCAUUUCAUAACCGGGAAGGCUGUUGACUGUGCCCUGGGCGAGCGUCUCCUUGAAGUUGAAACUACUCUACCGGACGGAAUGAAGAGGAGCCUCUAUGUGCCAUAUGACAAGCUUAUCAUUGCAUGCGGCUCCGUUUCAAGCACACACGGCGUUCCCGGCCUCGAAAACUGCUUUCAAUUGAAGACGAUAGCCGAUGCGCAAGCCAUACGGCGCCGCAUUCUUGAUAACUUUGAAACCGCGAGCCUCCCAACAACUUCACCUGAGGAACGCAAGCGCUUGUUGAGCUUUGUCAUUUGUGGUGGAGGUCCCACGGGCGUGGAGACGGCUGCAGAAAUAUAUGACCUCUGCCAAGAAGAUAUCAUGAAUUAUUAUCCCAAAUUGUGCCGGGAAGAAGUCUCCAUAUCUAUCAUCCAGUCUCGCGAUCACAUCCUGAAUACUUACACUGAACACAUCUCCAAUUACGCUGAGGAAAAGUUUCGUCGAGAUGAAGUGAAACUCAUUGUCAAUGGGCGUGUGAAGUCGGUCCAUCCAGGCAAAGUGCUAUAUGACGAAAAGGACCCAAGUGGCCAGGUUUCCACGCACGAGAUACCUGCUGGUUUUGUGUUAUGGUCGACGGGGAUUGCUAUGAAUCCUUUCGUGGAGCGCAUGGUGGCCCUUCUGCCCAAUCAAGUUCACAAGAAGGCAAUUGAAGUCGAUGCUCACUUGCGUGUGAAAGGGGCGCCGGGUAUCUAUGCAAUUGGGGAUGCCAGCACCAUCGAGACUUCCCUUGUGAGGCACGUUCUGGAUCUCGCAGAUCAGUGUGAUGUCAAUCACGAUGGACAAAUUGAUUUCAAUGAAUGGCAGGUUAUGGUUGCAAAGAUCAAGCAGAAGGUCCCUCUCGCCGAAGCCCACCUACAACAUCUGCGUGAGAUCUUCGAUGCAUUCGAUUCUGACCGUGAUGAUCGUCUUGGCCUGAAUGAAUUGACGGCUUUGUUGCAAGACAUCAGCUCCAAAAUCACCACGCUACCCGCGACCGCUCAAGUCGCUGCUCAGCAAGGCAAAUACAUUGGGAGGAAAUUCAAUUAUUUGGCGAAACAUGAACAAACCUUGGUCCAAAAUCAGAUCAUCGACUUCGAUGAGGCCUUUUUCCGUCCAUUUCGGUACAUGCAUCUCGGUAGUCUGGCCUACGUGGGAAAUGCUGCCGUCUUUGAUUUUGGCUCGACUUCUUUCGCUGGCGGUCUCAUCGCCAUGUACGCUUGGAGGAGUAUAUAUUGGUCAGAAUCUGUAUCUGCAAGGACGAGGGCACUGUUGCUCUUUGACUGGAUCAUUCGCGGGAUCUGGGGAAGAGAUUUGAGCCGUCUGUAAAUACCUCACGCUUAGAGAGCCCACAGUGAAAUACAAGAAACGAUGAGGAGAGGGGUGUCUGAUAUUACAAUGCUGAUCAU
Molecule: messenger RNA, 2051 nt
Organism: Dacryopinax primogenitus
Lineage: Eukaryota; Fungi; Basidiomycota; Dacrymycetes; Dacrymycetales; Dacrymycetaceae
Product: FAD/NADP-binding domain-containing protein
Exons: 15
Coding region: 34-1971 (645 amino acids)
Molecular function (GO): calcium ion binding; NADH dehydrogenase activity
Source: RefSeq, a predicted model, not a curated record